This is a messenger RNA of Solea solea (common sole), 11154 nucleotides long. It is a transcript of the gene scn8ab, whose product is annotated as sodium channel, voltage gated, type VIII, alpha subunit b. Gene Ontology annotation, molecular function: calcium ion binding; voltage-gated sodium channel activity. Gene Ontology annotation, cellular component: voltage-gated sodium channel complex; axon; plasma membrane. The transcript has 31 exons. The record is from RefSeq and is a predicted model, not a curated record. The coding region runs from base 662 to 6595 and encodes 1977 amino acids. Lineage: Eukaryota; Metazoa; Chordata; Actinopteri; Pleuronectiformes; Soleidae. Gene Ontology annotation, biological process: neuronal action potential; sodium ion transmembrane transport; membrane depolarization during action potential.
GAUUUUUAAAUUUUAUUUUCUUUUUAGUGUGAAGCACUUUCAGCUGCAAUACAUGUAUGAAAGGUGCCAUCCAUCCAUUUUCUACCGCUUUAUCCUCCACAUGAGGGUGUGCAAGGGAAGCUGUGCCAAUCUCAGCUGACAUAGGGCGAUGGGCAGGCUCACACCCUGCACAGUCCGCCAGUCCAUCACAGGGCCACAUAUAGAGACAAACAACCAUUCAACCACACUCUCACACACCUACGGUCAAUUUAGAGUGUCGUGUCCAAUUUACCUAAUCCCCAUAUUGCAUGGGUUUGGACUGUGGGAGGAAACUGGAGAACCCGGAGAAAACCCACAUGCAUACGCGGAGAACACACAAACUCCACGCAAACUCCACGCAGAAAGACCCUUGUUCCAAGAGUGCUAACCACUACAGAAAGAGCCGACGAGUGCCUGCAUUCACUGAAAACAUGGCUGCCAGCAGAGACACCAGGAAAAACAGUUCACUGACAGCUGUCCUGGUUUCUGUUGAUGCGAGAACAAAUUCGUGGAUCUGGCUUUCUCUGUCACUCUCUCCCACUGCCGGCGGAGUUUUCCCUGACUCCUUAUUUCUGAUUCAUUUCCAGAGCUGGACGUCUGGGAUGGAAAACAAAUAAAGAGGAAAUAGCUGCAGCAUGAAAACAUGGCCGCACCCAUUAUGGCACCCCCAGGACCUGACAGCUUCAAGAAAUUCACCCCAGAGUCGCUUGCUAACAUCGAGAAGCGAAUCAAUGAAGAGAAGAACAAGAAGCCACCCAAGCCCAGAUCGGACAGUAGUCACCGCGACACAUCUGACGACAAUGAGCCCAAGCCAAACAGGGACCUGGAGGCUGGGAAGAGCCUGCCGUUCAUCUACGGCGAUAUUCCUAAUGGAAUGGCUGCAACACCACUGGAGGAUUUGGACCCAUAUUAUGUGAACCAGAAAACAUUUAUAGUCCUAAACAAAGGGAAAACACUCUUCCGCUUCAGUGCCACGCCCUCCUUGUAUAUCAUAAGCCCUUUUAAUAUAUUUAGGCGAAUAGCUAUUAAGAUUUUGAUACAUUCGUUAUUCAGCAUGAUCAUCAUGUGUACGAUUUUGACCAACUGUAUAUUCAUGACAUUUAGUGACCCCCCAGAGUGGUCUAAACAAGUAGAGUAUACCUUCACCGGUAUCUAUACAUUUGAGUCGCUCACAAAAAUUGUUGCCCGAGGCUUCUGUAUAGAUGGGUUCACCUUUCUCCGAGACCCAUGGAACUGGCUGGAUUUCAUGGUCAUCUCAAUGGCAUAUAUAACAGAAUUUGUGGACCUUGGGAAUGUCUCGGCGCUGAGAACGUUCAGGGUUCUCCGAGCUUUGAAAACUAUUUCUGUCAUUCCAGGCCUGAAGACCAUUGUGGGCGCUCUGAUCCAGUCUGUGAAGAAGCUGUCGGAUGUGAUGAUCCUGACAGUCUUCUGUCUCAGCGUCUUUGCUCUGAUUGGGCUGCAGCUCUUCAUGGGAAACCUGCGGCAUAAAUGCGUAUUCUGGCCAAUCAACCGGACUGCGUAUUACCUGGCAAAUGGACAGAAAAGCUUUCACUACGACGAAUAUAUGAUGAAUGACAGUAAUUUCUACUUCCUCCCUGAUCAGCUUGAUGCUCUACUAUGUGGAAAUAGUUCUGACUCAGGAAACUGCCCAGAGGGAUAUACAUGUAUCAAAGCUGGAAGGAACCCCAACUACGGAUACACCAGCUUUGACAGCUUUGGAUGGGCUUUUCUCACCCUUUUCCGCCUCAUGACCCAAGACUUCUGGGAAAAUCUCUACAUGCUGACUCUGCGAGCUGCUGGGAAGACCUACAUGAUCUUCUUCGUGCUCGUCAUCUUUGUGGGCUCCUUCUACCUGGUGAAUCUCAUCUUGGCUGUGGUGGCUAUGGCUUAUGAGGAGCAGAACCAGGCCACAAUUGAGGAGGCGGAGCAGAAAGAGGCCGAAUUCAAGGCCAUGCUGGAACAGCUGAGAAAGCAGCAGGAGGAGACUCAGGCUGCUGCCAUGGCAACAUCUGCAGGUACAGUGUCUGAGGCUGCGUUAGAGGAUGAAGGAGGGGGCCACUUGUCCCGCAGCUCCUCUGAGGUCUCCAAACUGAGCUCCAAGAGUGCAAAGGAACGCCGCAAUCGCAAAAAGAAAUGGCGUCAGAAAGAGCAAGAGAAGGAGAAGGGGGACAGUGAAAAGGUCGUAAAGUCUGACUCAGACGAUGGAAGCAAGAAAAGCACCAUUCGUUUCCCAGGAACCCGGCUUGGGAGGAAGACAUCCAUCAUGAACCAGUCCCUACUGAGCAUCCCUGGCUCACCGUUUAUGUCGCGCCACAACAGCCGCAGCAGCAUCUUCAGCUUCAAAGGUCGCUCUAAAGACAUGGGCUCAGAGAACGAGUUUGCCGACGACGAGCACAGCACGGUGGAGGAGAGCGAGGAACGGCGGGGCUCCCUGUUCAUCCCUUACCGCCGCAACAGCUACAGUGGCUACAGCCAAGGCUCGUCACGCAUCCAUCCACUUGCACCCCACGCUGGAGGGAAGAGGAACAGCACAGUGGACUGCAAUGGUGUGGUGUCUCUCAUCGGCCCUGGGCCCGGCAGACGGCUUCUGCCUGAGGUGAAAAUAGAUAAGGCAGCCACUGAUGACAGUACGACAGAUGUGGAGAUUAAGAAGAAACACUCUGGCUCUCUUAUGGUUUCCGUGGAUCAGCUCAACUCCUCCUUCAAAGGGAAGGACCGUGCCAACAGCCAGAUGAGCGUUGUCACCAACACACUGCUUGAGGAGUUGGAGGAGUCUCAGAGGAAGUGUCCUCCCUGCUGGUACAAGUUUGCCAACGUCUUCCUCAUCUGGGAAUGCUUUCCCAUGUGGCUGAAGAUCAAGCACAUCGUCUACUUGAUCGUCAUGGAUCCGUUCGUCGACUUAGCCAUUACUAUCUGUAUUGUCCUCAAUACCCUCUUCAUGGCCAUGGAGCACUAUCCCAUGACUGAGCAGUUUGAAGGUGUUCUGUCCGUUGGCAACUUGGUUUUCACAGGUAUCUUUGCUGGGGAGAUGUUCGCAAAGCUAAUUGCCAUGGAUCCAUAUUACUACUUUCAGGGAGGUUGGAACUGCUUUGAUGGCUUCAUCGUGACGCUGAGUUUAGUUGAGCUGGGACUGGCUGAUGUGGAAGGUCUGUCAGUGCUCAGGUCCUUCCGAUUGCUGAGAGUCUUCAAAUUGGCCAAAUCAUGGCCCACUCUCAACAUGCUGAUCAAGAUCAUUGGUAACUCGGUGGGAGCUCUGGGUAAUCUGACCCUGGUGUUGGCCAUCAUCGUCUUCAUCUUUGCUGUGGUGGGCAUGCAGCUAUUUGGCAAAAAUUACAAGGACUGCGUGUGUAAGAUCGCCCCUACCUGUAAGCUACCUCGCUGGCACAUGCACGACUUCUUCCACUCCUUCCUGAUCGUGUUCAGAGUAUUGUGUGGUGAAUGGAUUGAGACCAUGUGGGACUGUAUGGAGGUGGCUGGACAGACCAUGUGUCUCACUGUCUUCAUGAUGGUCAUGGUCAUUGGAAACCUGGUGGUGCUUAACCUGUUCCUUGCCUUGCUGCUGAGUUCAUUCAGUGCAGACAAUCUGGCUGCCACAGAUGACGAUGGAGAGCCCAACAACCUCCAGCUCGCAGUAAACCGUAUAAAGAUCGGGAUUGCCUGGUUCAAGGCCAACAUGCGGGUUGUUAUGGCCAAGCCCAUAGAGGAUGAACAGAAGCCUCUGGAUGAAAUGUAUGAGAAGAAGCUCAACUGCAUUGCAAACCACACAGUGGACAUCAACCGUGAACUGGACUAUGCUAAAAAUGGCAACGGCACAACUAGUGGCAUUGGAAGCAGUGUGGGGAAGUAUAUGAUUGAUGAAGACUACAUGUCCUUCAUCCACAACCCCAACCUUACGGUCUGCGUUCCCAUUGCUGUCGGGGAGUCGGACUUUGAAAAUCUUAAUACGGAGGACUUCAGCAGCGAAUCGGACGUGGAGAACAGCAAAGACAUGGACGACACCAGUUCAUCUGAGGGCAGCACAAUCGACAUCAAGCCUGAUGUGGAGGAGGUGGCAGUCGUGGAGGUAGUGGAGGAGUACCUUGACCCAGAAGCCUGCUGGACAGACGAAUGUGUGGCCAAAUACAAGUGCUGUGAUGUUCCCAUCACUCAUGGCUGGGGGAAAUACUGGUGGUUCUUGAGGAAAACCUGCUACCUGAUCGUGGAACACAACUGGUUUGAAACCCUCAUCAUCUUCAUGAUCCUGUUGAGCAGCGGCGCUUUGGCCUUUGAGGACGUGUACAUUGAGCAAAGGAAGACGGUGCGCGUCAUUCUAGAGUAUGCCGACCGCGUCUUCACCUAUAUCUUCAUCCUCGAGAUGUUGCUGAAAUGGGUGGCGUACGGCUUCGUCAAGUACUUCACUAACGCCUGGUGUUGGUUGGACUUCUUCAUUGUGGAUGUGUCUAUAGUCAGCCUUAUAGCUAAUGCGUUGGGCUUCUCCGAUCUAGGCCCGAUUAAAUCACUCAGGACACUGAGGGCCUUGAGACCCCUCAGGGCCCUGUCACGUUUUGAAGGGAUGAGGGUUGUGGUAAAUGCCUUGGUGGGUGCAAUUCCCUCCAUCAUGAAUGUGCUGCUGGUGUGUCUGAUUUUCUGGCUCAUCUUCAGCAUCAUGGGAGUCAACCUGUUUGCUGGGAAGUAUUACUACUGUUUCAAUGAGACGUCCGAGCAGUACUUCCUACCCAACGAUGUCAACAACAAAACAGAGUGUAUGAACCUCAUUAAUUCUAACACCUCUGGUGUCAGAUGGAAAAAUGUCAAGAUCAACUUUGACAACGUGGGUGCUGGAUACUUGGCACUCCUGCAAGUGGCAACAUUCAAAGGCUGGAUGGACAUUAUGUAUGCAGCCAUAGAUUCUAGAAAGGUGGAGGACCAGCCCAUCUAUGAGGACAACUUGUACAUGUACAUCUACUUUGUCAUCUUCAUCAUUUUUGGCUCGUUCUUCACCCUAAACCUCUUCAUUGGUGUCAUCAUUGACAACUUCAACCAGCAAAAGAAAAAGUUUGGAGGUCAGGACAUCUUCAUGACAGAGGAGCAGAAGAAAUACUACAAUGCCAUGAAGAAACUGGGGUCAAAGAAACCACAAAAACCAAUACCGAGGCCUCAGAACCAAGUCCAGGGCAUUGUGUUUGACUUUGUGACGCAGCAGGUGUUCGACAUCUCCAUCAUGAUACUCAUCUGCCUCAACAUGGUCACCAUGAUGGUGGAGACCGAUGAUCAGUCGGACGAGACGGAGGACGUGCUUUACUGGGUCAACUUCAUCUUUAUUGUGGUCUUCACUGGCGAGUUUUUACUGAAGCUCUUUGCACUGCGUCACUACUACUUCACCAACGGCUGGAACAUCUUUGAUGUGGUUGUGGUCAUCCUUUCAAUUGUGGGAAUGUUUCUGGCUGACAUUAUUGAGAAGUACUUUGUGUCACCGACACUCUUCAGGGUGAUCCGUCUGGCUCGUAUUGGCAGAAUCCUGCGUCUCAUCAAGGGCGCCAAAGGAAUCAGAACUCUUCUGUUUGCCCUCAUGAUGUCCCUCCCCGCCUUGUUCAACAUUGGCUUGUUACUUUUCUUAGUCAUGUUCAUUUUCUCCAUUUUUGGCAUGUCAAACUUUGGCUAUGUGAAACAUGGGGCAGGAAUCGAUGACUUGUACAACUUUGAGACGUUUGGCAACAGCAUGAUCAUUCUGUUCAUGAUCACCACGUCAGCGGGCUGGGAUGGCCUGCUGCUGCCCAUUCUUAACUACCCUCCAGACUGUGACCCCACAUAUGAGAAUCCUGGCACUCCUGCCACAGGAGACUGUGGCAACCCUUCGGUGGGCAUCUUCUUCUUUGUUAUGUACAUCAUCAUUUCUUUCCUAAUUGUGGUCAACAUGUACAUCGCCAUCAUCCUGGAAAACUUCAGUGUGGCCACAGAGGAGAGUGCUGACCCACUCAGUGAGGAUGACUUUGAGACCUUUUAUGAGAUUUGGGAGAAGUUUGACCCCGACGCCUCCCAGUUUAUCACCUAUGCCAAGCUUUCGGACUUUGCUGAUGCGCUUGAACACCCACUCCGAGUCCCCAAGCCUAACACCAUUGAACUUAUCGCCAUGGACAUGCCAAUGGUGAGUGGUGACCGCAUCCACUGCCUGGACAUCCUAUUCGCCUUCACUAAGCGCGUGCUGGGCGACAGUGGCGAGCUGGACAUGUUGAGGCAACAAAUGGAGGAGCGCUUUGUGGCGGCCAAUCCCUCCAAAGUCUCUUACGAGCCGAUCACCACCACUCUGAGACGCAAGCAGGAGGAUGUGUCCGUUAGAAUCAUUCAAAGGGCCUACCGAUCCUACCUGGCCAGACGCGGCUUUGUCUGUAAACGCAAGCCAUCCAGUAACAAAGUGGAGAACGGCGGGAACAAUCAGGAACAAGAAAAAAGGGAGAGCACUCCCUCCACUGCCUCCCUGCCCUCUUAUGACAGUGUAACGAAACCUGACAAGGAGAAACAGGAUGACAACAAUGAGGGCAAGGGGGGGAGGAAAGAGAAAGGAAGAAACCAAAAAGACAUCAGGGAAUCUAAAUGUUAGAAUGUUGGAUUAAUAACCACAGUAAUAACAAUACAAAUUAUAAUAAUGUAACUUCAAGCAGAGGAAACUCACCCACACAGAUGUACAGAUUAUUUCAUUUCCAAGUCAGAAAAAAAAUAAUAUUCAGUAAUUUUGUUUACAGACUUCAUUCUUAUAUUGAUGCAGAGGGAAGCCACUUGGUCUGUCACAGCUUGAAGACUCUUGAAAUUCUGUCAAACCAAACAUAAUCAGCAUACUGUGCGACACUGUUGUAUCUACCGAUCUUAACAAAAGGGAAUGAAAGCAGACAUGGAAAUGUCUGUUGCUCACUUACCACAGGUCUACAGAUAAGACAAGUAACUCUAUACCAGGAUGUGGGGUGGAAUGGAAAAACAAACAAAAAAAAACACUAAGAGAACUCUGCGCCUGGAUGCAAAUAAUGGAUUCCUUCAUAAGACUGUGUUGUCAAGGAAAACCAAGGCUUGCUGCUAGAUGCUAAAGGACUGUCCUCCUAAAGCAGCCAGUGAGUGGUUCUGUGUCAUUUAAUGUAAGUUGAAUAGCAGAUAAGGAAAUGACACUCUCUCUCUCUCUAUAAGAGCAAACAGAGGGAUGACUGUGAGUGAAAGACACAAAUGACAGAGAGCGUUGGGAGUACUUUUUUCUUUGUUUUAUUAAAGCUAGAACUUUUUAAUUUGAGCAACAAAAAUGCAAACAAGAUGAAAAAAAGAACAAUAUUCAACAUUUUUGCCCAUGUCACUUAACUCUUCUUCUCAUUUUAUCUUUGUUAUACCCACAUCAAAAAUGCUUUUUUUACAUGGGCUUUCACACCAAUUGGUUAAGGGUCUGUUUAUUAUGGGGUCAACUCAGGCCAAGGGCUUACAUUUACUCAGAAAGAUUUCCAAACAAAUACAUAAAUAAUUGUGCUUGUUCAAUGCAUAGAAAUGACUUGCAUGAUGGCAUGUUUUGAUCAGAAAUCUUGCAUGAAUUAUCAUAGUCCACAAGACACUAAUACUCAGACCACACCAGUGGCUCGACUGUGAGAUCGAGACAUUGUCGAAAUUUGAAAGUUCAGAGUUACGAGUCAUUUGUUUAACAAAGAUAAGUGGGGGUUGAUCAUCUAAAAUGGGUCCGAAAUUUGAUCUCAUUACGCAACACACAAUAUAAAAAUGACUAUGUUUAAAUUAUUGCCUCUAUCGACAGAAGAAUGGAACAGGUUGGUUAAAUUAGUGCCGACAUGGCGGAUCAGUGGGUGAAAUCCAAACAUUUAUUUGCUGCUCUGGAGAUGAUUGAGUGUGUGAGAUGUAGAAAAUGGACGUUUGUGUGAAUCGCGGGAUUGAAAUGUUUGUUAAUUUGGACUCAAAUGUUUUCAAGGGUGCAACACUUUGAAACGUAAAAGCUUCUAUUUAUAAUUUGUAUGCACCGAUGUAAUGUCCCAUACCAUCUGCCUUUAGUUUUGUCUGAGCAGGGCAUUUUGGGGGAGGGGGGGACGGGGUCCUACUGAGGGGUCCUACUGAGAGGUACAAGUGGUUUUGGGGGAUUUCAAAGGUAUGGCAAACUCCUUUGAAUUGCUGAUGUUUCUCCAUGUGUGAGAAGACUUCUGAUUAUGGUUCCGUUUACAUCAUUUGGUGCCAUAUAUUUACAUGUGUUAUGAUUAUUAUUACUGUCGUUGUUGUUUUGUUUUUUUUUGCUGAUGUAAAUUGAAUGUUUUGUUGUGUGCCGCGUCUUAUUUGACAUGAUUUUAAAAAGCCACACCUGAGAUGAUAUGCUGAGGGGGAAAACGGUCCUGUGCUGGAACAUAUUGUCAAGUGUUAGAGCUGUGUCCUGUUUUAAUGAGAAGCCGAAACCUAUGAAUGGGUGAUGAUAACAUUGUGUGUGGAGAAGCCAAAGAGACCUGCCUUGUUAUCCCUUGUUGCCCUUUGUCAAUGGAGUGGGAUUGGGUGGAGUAUGCCCUGCCCAUUUUGUUUUUUCGCUGUCAUUAUUAGACAGAGAGACCCUAGAAAUGUAUGCAAUGCUUAAAAAAUCCAUCUGUUUUCUCAGGAGAUAAUAUAGAUGUACUAUUGUGAGCUCUGCAACAAAAUGCAAGUGAAUGUGAUGGGAGUAUUUAUGAAAUCAUGUUUUGCUCUUUUAUGUUUUAUGCCAUGCUGAUGGACAAUGAUCUCGGGCCGGCUGCCUCGUCUCUGUAGCCGCCUGGUCAGGGGCCAGUUUAGCGCUCCCUGCUUAUGAUGCCUAGAUUUAUAGGGCUAGUAGCAUCUCAGUGAAGCGGCAACAUUUUUGCUCACGUGUAAAGGCGGCAUUUAUAUCGCAGGCAAAUUACAUUUGUGGUUAAGUCAACUAUGGACUGCAGUCUGGUCUGAAUUAAUGUCAGUAAACGGCAAAAAUAACAACGUUCACCCCCGAUAACAGUCACAGAUACAGGAAACACUGUGAGGAGAUGUCAUGAGAGUGAAUUGGGAUAUGUUGGUUUGAGUAGCACACUGGAUUCUUUGUGAAGCAGAAGUGGCAUGCUCAGCAGAUCGGCCCCCUCAUUUUCACUACAACAACAAUGUGUUCUCUGAGCCUCUCGUUUGCCAUCGUUCUCCAUCAUGCUCUGCUGCAUAACAAAUACCAAAUAACCAACAGAGCACUGGAUGCUUUUUUUAAUGGUACUGUGAGCCGAAGCACCACAUCCAAGCUUUUGCACUUCCUGUUGUGCAGUGAUGUCACUUCCUGUUUAUGAAUACCCCCCCCCCCCCCACACACCACACACACACACACACACACACACACAUCCCUUCUCAAGUUCCACAGUCUAGUUGCUGCAUGAGAUCUCCAAAAUCAGUGUGGGUGUUAACUUGAACCAAAUAAAACUCUGAAUGAUAAGCAUAAAAGCUACUGCCGUCCAUUUUCUCCAAGACAACCAUGGAUAUACAGAUGUGUAUGACAGAAAGAAGCCUAGAAAAAUCAAAAAAAAAAUCCUACAUUUGGUAAAACUUCAAAUAAAACAACUACACUCCGGGCUAUGUUCUGUACGGCACAAACUGCAGAAGCUAAGAAUGGACUUUUUAAGAAACUAUAAAUAAUGUAAUAUAUUAUUUUAACGGCAUGUGUAGUUUUUUGUAAAUACAGGAUUACUUAAAAAACUACGGCUAUUAAUCUAACACUAAAUAUUAAUAACCAUAAAUAGAAUGGCUUCCAGCUGACACCCCUUGUCACACUUGUUAGGCUGUGACACUUUUGUUAGAUGGAGUAGAUUUUUUUUUUUUUUUUAUGUUUUCGUUCCGUUUGUUUUUGAGUCACUUUUCACAAAAAAGAGGGGAGUAAAGCUAAAAGAAUCUAUGUUAAAAGCAGAAAUUGUAUGUAAAACUGUAUAAAUGAACACGUACAUAUACAGAAGUGUAUUACAUAUAUAUUAUAUAUAUAUUCUUUCAUAUAAAAUAUAUAUAUAUAGUAUAUAUACAUUAGAACAAUGUCUAUAACUCGACUCUCCUGUCCACUCCUUGCAUUGAGGUGAAAGCAGAAACACAGUUUUGAUUGAUCAUGCUUUUUUUUUUUUUUCUUUGUGUGGUACGUUCAGAGAAUAACCAAAACUCUGGCCCGCCCAGGAUCUCUGCAUAUCGGGUACCAGCGUACAAUGCAUGGUGUUGUACUGGCUGCUUCUGAGUAUUGUGGAGCCUGCUUUGGUGAGAGGAUUGCACUACCAGCAUACCCUUUUGUACACGUGUGAAGAUGUCUUGCCCCUCGUUUCCUAUAUCGUACACACAUACGUAUUCAGACACACACACACACACACAGUCACAGUCACACGCACUCUCACACAGUCUUAGCAUUUUGCAGGCCACACCUGGUGAACCAGUGUGCCCCAGUAUGAGCUGCAGUUCACUUUGUAUGACAAAAUGUUUGCUCGUUUCAGCUCUAACCCUGCUCAAUAUUUCCACCUAACACACUGCUGCAGUUUGAAGUUGAUCUUUCAGUUUGCUGUCUCUUUCAAAUAAGGGUUAGUCGUCUUAACUGUCUGUGUGUUUGUUUAUGGUGCAAUAUCUCUUAACGGCACGUGCCUUUUUAGCUUCCUAUUUAGUCUGUCAAUAAAAUCAGCAACGAGGAUCUCGAACCCACGGGAGUGAAUCAAAACGGAGCACGAUAGAAACAAUGUAUUGAGUUCAAAAUUAACGUGUAAACUGAAAACUCACCACCUAGAUUAGACUGUCUGGACUAACAUCUUGUAGAGUCAUGUAGUACAAGUGCUCUCUCUCUCUCUCUGUGUUCUGUUUACUGGCUCUCGGGCCCGUAAGAGAACAGCUUGCCUUCUGUUUUACACUUAUGUUCAUUUCCAAGUGUUGUUUUAACAGUCGGUAUAUGAGGCCAUUUUUUUUUUUGUAGCAUGACUGAGAUACAUUUCUUUUCUUUGCUGAAAAUAGGCUAAUGAAAACAAAAAAAAACAAAAAAAACAAAGUUAUGACUGUCAUUAUCUCUUGCCACUAAUACAGUCAGAGAGAGAACGUGUGUGCACAACCACAUGGGACAAUUAAAUGAGAAUCAGUGAAAGAAUGUCUUCAUUUGAGCACGAAUCUAUUUCCAAACAAUAAAGCAGCCUUCCAGUUACA